UUAAUUUUAAAGAGUAAGGAAUUACAGACGCUUUAAAAGCAAAUUUUGUUACUUUGCUUUGAAUAUGGCUUCUGCUGUUAGUGAUGUCGUUCACAAUUAUCAAGUUCUUCUUCAAGAGUGGUCCAAAAAGCCUCCGAAUCUAGAAAAAUGUGGACAAAUAUUAGAAAAUUUAAAGGUUGCCCUGACCCAGAUGAGUUUUCUUCCUACUAGUGAUAAGACUGCAACAAAGCAAGAACUACUCGUGGCACGUGACAUUUUAGAAUUAGGUGCCCAGUGGAGUAUCAAGAAUCAAAAUAUCCCUGCCUUUGAACGCUAUAUGGCUCAACUUAAAUGUUAUUACCUGGAUUACAGGAAUGAUUUGCCUGAAUCUGCAUCAAAAUAUCAACUCCUUGGUCUGAAUUUGCUUUGCUUGUUAGCUCAAAACAGAGUUGCUGAAUUUCAUACUGAACUGGAGCUUCUACCUGCUAAAGAAAUUCAGUCAAAUGCAUACAUCAGGCAUCCCGUAUCAAUGGAACAAUACCUAAUGGAGGGCAGCUAUAACAAAGUGUUUCUGUCAGGAGGAAAUGUACCAGCUGAGAGCUAUAACUUCUUCAUCAACAUAUUGUUGGAUACUGUCCGGAAUGAAAUUGCCGCCUGCAUCGAAAAAGCAUAUGAAAAGUUGGCUUUAAAUGAAGCUGGCAGAAUGCUUUUCUUCAAGAAUAAAAAGGACAUGGCUGAAUAUGCAAAAAAGAGAGGCUGGUCUUCAUCUGGUGGUGACUAUUACACCUAUGACAAUAGGGACGACAAGACACAUUCUGAUGACACAAUACCUGCUUUUGAACUGGCUACUCAAGUUAUAGAUUAUGCAAGAGAGUUAGAAAUGAUAGUGUAAACAUUUUUGUAUUUAUUUAUUUAAAGCAAAAAAUAAAACUCAUGUUCAUUCA
Molecule: messenger RNA, 923 nt
Organism: Parasteatoda tepidariorum (common house spider)
Lineage: Eukaryota; Metazoa; Arthropoda; Arachnida; Araneae; Theridiidae
Gene: Rpn12
Product: regulatory particle non-ATPase 12
Biological process (GO): proteasome-mediated ubiquitin-dependent protein catabolic process
Cellular component (GO): cytosol; nucleus; proteasome regulatory particle
Source: RefSeq, a predicted model, not a curated record